Ruditapes philippinarum (Manila clam) is the source of this 4519-nucleotide messenger RNA. RefSeq lists its product as uncharacterized. Lineage: Eukaryota; Metazoa; Mollusca; Bivalvia; Venerida; Veneridae. Gene Ontology annotation, cellular component: membrane. The record is from RefSeq and is a predicted model, not a curated record. Bases 57 to 701 code for a protein of 214 amino acids. The transcript has 4 exons.
ACACACAUUAUACAUAGUAACAACAAAAUAGGAGUGCAUUAACUAAAAUACUAAGAAUGAGUGAAAACGAAGGGUUGAACCAAGGAUCACCAUCCUAUGAGCAUGCACAGGGAGGGCAUCCAGGUGGAUACCAGCCGGUCCAACAAUCAGAGGAAUCACCUUAUGAACAACCAGGACAACCACCCUAUGGACAACCAGUCUAUCGACAACCAGGACAGCAGCCCUAUGGUCAACCAGGACAACCACCCUAUGGUCAACCAGGACAACCACCCUAUGGUCAACCAGGACAACCACCCUAUGGUCAACCUCCUUAUGGUCAACUAGGACAGCCUUAUGCAACCCAGCAAGUUGUUGUGAGUCAGCCUGGCCAAGCUGGUUUUGUUGUAACACAACGAAGACCUCCAGAUUACAUGAUCCCAUCAAUACUGGCAUUAUUGUUUUUCUGUCCAACAGGUCUAUGUGCCAUAUACUAUGCUUACCGGGCAAACACUCUGGCAGCUGCAAGGGACAUGACUGAGGCUCAUAGGAUGUCUCAUAGGGCUAGAAAUUUGAUGAUUACAAGCAUUGUGAUUGGCGUGGCCUUGAUCAUUCUCGCCAUUGUGUUGUGGCUGACGGUUUUUGCUACAUCAACAAUCACAUAUGAAUACUUAAAUGAUCAGAUUGCUGAUUCGAAUAAGAUAGGUCAACUAUCUUCACCUUGACAUCGCUUUUCUCGAUAUUUCAUUAUCUCGAUGUAACUUUAUAAGUCCCGAUUUCCUUCCCUCUCUAUCUAUAUUGAAUAUAUUUGUUUAUCUCGAUAUUUUUAUUUCGAUAUUUUCAGAAUUGAAGUUUAAUGUCAUCCCCAACAGUUAUUUUCACACUAGUAUCCUUAAAGUUUGUUUAUCUUGACUUAUAUUUUUUGUCUGCCUCAGCAGAGGUGUAAGUAACACAAAGCAGACGGUCAUAAUGUGUAAUUAUGUUUUAAACAAGUCGAGCUGUUUUUACAUAAAACUAAAUCCUAUUAGCGUGUUGAUUGUAGUAUUAAAUUAAUUAAUUUACUAUGACUUCGAUGAAAUAGUGUCAGUAUAAAUACAUUGUCAUUGCAAUAUUGUUUACAUCAUUUCGGGAGGCAGAUGAAAAUUUCAAAUUGUCUGGAAAUUAAACACUGUUCGAACAUGAGAAACACGUGUGGAUAGCUGAAUUGACCGCAAAUAAAAACAACGCUUUUGCUUUUGUGGUGUAUUCCUGAGUUAACCUCACUAUGUGUGUUUAUCACAGACUGCUGCAUGUCCACUAGUAAACAUCCGCUGGUAACAUAUUUGUACAUUAUUGGCUUUUGAAAUUGCGAUAUUAGACGCAAAAAACAUGUUAAGUAGACAUCAUACUUAAAUAUAUAGAUAUAGAUAAAUGUAUUAGAGUUUGAACCAGUUAGAAACAAAAGACAUGUGCAUACCUUAUAUUUGAGUCAAAUAAGCUAAGUAGACCUCAUACUUAUUUUAUUUGACUCAAAUAUAAGGUAUGCACAUGUCUUUUGUUUCUAACUGGUUCAAACUCUAAUACAUUUAUCUCGACAUUUCGUUAUUUUGAUAUUUUUGACGGUCCCGAUGACUUCGAGAUAACGAGAGUUGACUGUAUUUCAGGUAUUUUGUCAGCUGAAAAGAAACAUGACUUAUUGCCUUUGUCUUUAUUCUUGAUGAAGAUAAUCAUUAUUCAGCAUUUUCUUCAGUGUGGCAAGUUUGGUUCUUGCUUAAAAUAAUAUAAUGUUAGCCUUAGCAACUGCUUUAUAUGAUACACGUGUUAUGGUAUUUACUGGAGUCCAGUAUUGUACUCCAAUGCUUUUUUGACUUAUUAAUUUUGAUGCUUAUUUUCUUAAAUUGUACUAAGUUCUUAGACUGAGACCCUGUAAAGAUGCAAAGUACUAAUUUAUUCUUGAGUGCUUUGUGUUUUUGUGGCAAAUUUAUAUUCGAAUGAAUAUAUUUAGUACAAUUAUUACGUCUGUUUGAUACAAGAUGAUUCUAAGUAACGGGUAAGUUUCAAAGCUCGAAAUUUUGUCAUUUAAAUGAGACCGAUCAGCAGUCAUGAGUUGAAGUCCCGAUUGUCUUUAAGAUUUUAUGCGAGCUUCUUCGCCUUACCGAAGUUCUACUGUACUUGUUUUAACAGGGUUGCCUUAAAGUUUAAGGGUUUGAGUAAAUCAAAUAAAGUCACUGUCAGCCUAAGUUACAUUUCAACAUUGCUUUGAAUCUCUUAUUUUGAAUCUCUACUAUUUUCUAAUAACAUAAUUUUAGUGUUUUAUUUAAUUCAAACACGCUACAUUGUAUUAGAAUCAGUUUUUUUAAUUUGACUCUUAUUUUAUCUUUACAUUUUUUUUCCUGCAUUUGUUAAAUUUUAUUUUCUGUACCAUAUAUUUGUCAGUAUUUUCAGCAUAUAUAUACACUUUUAUGAAUUAUUGCUAGAUUCAUUUUCAUAAGAUAUGUAAGAAGCUCUUUCGUUUCAUUACAUUUUCUUUUUAUAUUUGUAUAUGUUUGUUUGUAUAAAUGCUUAUUUAUAUUUGCUAUUUCAUUAAAAGUCCUCCGUUUCAGAAAUUUACAAUUUGACAAAAACAAGCAGUAGUUCAUGUUCGGUUCUGGCGAGCACUUACUUUUUUGACAUAGUCUAUAUUAGUUGUAUGUUCUUUUUGUACAAUUUGACUUUAUAGACAUUUUUGUGUGAUUUUGUUGGUCUUAAAUCAAAAGAUUCUCUUAAUUCCAAAAUUUUGAUAUAGUUUGGAUUCGACAUCAAACUAUUAUGUUUAACCAUAAGUUUAAAGAUUAGUAUUUUCAAAUCCUUUAUAUGAAUAAUAUAUUUUAUAAACAAACAUUUUUGGAGAAAUUCUGCCUUAUAUUUGAUGCAUUUCAGAUCAGGUAUAUGUUAUAUUAAUCAUAAACUAUUUUUAUUUCAUUUAUAGUUGUUUAUAUGACUGUAAUAAAUAAUUUACUUACUUAUUCACUAGUAAAGGAAAAUGACUGACAUAUUAGCUAAUGUGUUGACUUACUCUUUGGCUAUUCUGUGUAACAUCUUCAACAAUAUCUUUGGCUAUUUUGUGUAACAUCUUCAACAAAAAAACACACACACAAAUAAUAAAUGCAUAAAAUAAUUGACUUGAAGAUUUGAUACAAUUCAUGAGUUUACAGAUCAGCGAACAUUAAUUGUUGUAUUACAACGACAACUGCUACCAAAUUUCAAUUGGUCACUUGUUUAUGAUCUGACUAAUUCACUUUCUUUCCCCAUAUGACUUGGUCACCUUUUGGCUGGUUGAUAAAAAAUUGUAAGUAUAACAAUGGAAAGGUAUCAGGUCACAAGGUAGCCAAUAAAUAUGAGUGAGACUAUAAAAGGGAUUGGAGCACCACACUAAAUACCGUAUUCCGGUAUAUACUGGACAAGGCACUUGAAUGAUAAAAUGCUAAAAUCUUGCCUUUUUACGCAACGGAAUGAACUUUAACAGGUCUAAUUCAUCUUUUCACACCGAAAUAAGUACGAUAAUGAAUGAAAAAUGUAAAAAUCGGCGAAAAAAAAACGAUAUUUGUCUAUUUUGUGAUCAUGAUUUUUGCAAGCGUCUAGAGGUACUGCUCCAAUCCUGUAUUGAGUUAAAUCCAAUAAAUAUUUUAGUCAUGUUAGUCAUUUUGAUGUUGCUAUCAGGCAUUUCAGGGGUCGUAGACCAUAUUGUUGUAAGCCAAUGAAACAACAAGGAACAGCCAGCUUCAUGUCCAACCCCUUAAUAUAUGUUAGUUCAUAAAAUCUUGAGAUAUUGUUUUAAGAUUUCGUAGAUAUUUUAACGUCUUCAUUCUUAGAACAGUGGUCCAGAGUAAACAAAAAGUGUAGGCGAUUAAAUAUAGCCUGGUGUCAGUAUAUACAAGCAGAAACUUGAAAUUUUGCUACCUCACAAUUUUUUUAACUAAGAACAUUCUGUUUUUAAAAAGACCCAACAAAUUCCCCUCUUCUUUUUUUGCUGAUUACCAUGUGACAUUGCUUUACAAAAAAGUUUCAUUUCACAGAAUGAAGACUUUUAUUGUGAUGUAAUACUCUUCUUUUUUUCUUUUUUUUGAAGUUAAAAUUUUAUUUCUAUACAUUGUGUAAUUGAACAGUCAUAUUUUUUAUUUUAUAAUAUGAAGGAAAAACAAGAUAAGAAUAGAUGCAGCUUACACUUUGUCACAACAUUAUAAUUUUUAUCAUGCUCAGUAGGAAGAAGUAAUUGCUUCUGUUACAGAAUUUAUAUAUAUAUAUAAAGAGAGAGAGAGAGAGAGAGAGAUUAUUUCCCCUCAAUGUUACUGAAUUAAGACCAGUUUUCACAUUGAUGAUGAAAAAGUUGUAAGUUGAAAUGCAUAUAUAAAAAUUAAAAAAAAGAUAGCAGAAACAAUAAAUUCCCGUCUACUAUAUAAUAUUGUGGGCACCAGGGGUAUUGUGUGAAAUAUUUUAUAGUUGCAUCAUGUGCACCUUUCGGUUGUAUUCUUUUAUCCAACAGAAACAACAAUGUAAACCUACUUCAAUUUAAAACUUUUAUUUA